UUGAAUUAGUUUCUACCAUGCGGUGACUCCUCAGGAAUCAUGGCCUCUUAUAGAUCACAUGGUGAUCAGGACGAUAGGACAGGUCCUGACGGCAUCUGGAGUCGUCAUGGCUACUUGGGCCAUUGUUGCUCUCAACUUCUAUGGAUAUGGUUUCGCCGAUUCCUUUGAUAUUCUGAUGGAGGAGCGGGUCACAUCUUUCCCAUUCAAUGUCUUUAACAAUCCCAUGUACCUGGGCUCAACUCUGGAGUAUGUAGGAGCUUCACUUGUGGCAGCUAGUCCGACUGGUAUGGUACUGUCUGCAUUGAUAGGUGCUAUGUAUCUCAUAGCUCUGCACUUUGAAGAGCCUUUCACAGCCAUGAUCUAUGCUGACAAAGCAAAUCAAAAUAUUCGCAAAGAGAACUAGGUCUUUCUCGUGGAGAAGGGUAAAUGAUUCAUCUUAGGAACCGGCGGUAUAAACGAUAGCAUCACCGUAAUUCUCAAGAUUUAAAGUGUACUGUGUUUUACCUUUCAACAAAAAAAUUGGAAAAAA
Strongylocentrotus purpuratus (purple sea urchin) is the source of this 529-nucleotide messenger RNA. RefSeq names its product phosphatidyl-N-methylethanolamine N-methyltransferase-like. Bases 59 to 403 code for a protein of 114 amino acids. Lineage: Eukaryota; Metazoa; Echinodermata; Echinoidea; Camarodonta; Strongylocentrotidae. Gene Ontology annotation, biological process: phosphatidylcholine biosynthetic process. The record is from RefSeq and is a predicted model, not a curated record. The transcript has 3 exons. Gene Ontology annotation, molecular function: phosphatidylethanolamine N-methyltransferase activity.